Molecule: messenger RNA, 1323 nt
Organism: Monopterus albus (swamp eel)
Lineage: Eukaryota; Metazoa; Chordata; Actinopteri; Synbranchiformes; Synbranchidae
Gene: etsrp
Product: ETS1-related protein
Exons: 8
Coding region: 101-1228 (375 amino acids)
Biological process (GO): cell differentiation; regulation of transcription by RNA polymerase II
Cellular component (GO): nucleus
Molecular function (GO): DNA-binding transcription factor activity, RNA polymerase II-specific; sequence-specific DNA binding
Source: RefSeq, a predicted model, not a curated record
UUAUAACGGGACCGGUCCGAGCGCACACUGACUACUCGGUUGUACGGAAGCCUGUAAAAGUGGGAAAGAGCGACAAAUACACAGAGAGAAGGAAAAAGAGAUGUACUGGGACACUAUCAUCAAACCUGGGGACAGAACCACAGACAGCAAAGACUCGAAGAUAAAGAUGGAGAUUUGCCAGACUGGAUACUACGCAGAAGACUUCAGGACACAGGAAGUGCCGGCUGGAUUUGACUUUGCAUCUUAUGACUACCCUGGUGAAGAUCUGUGUUUUCUGUUAGACAGUAAAGCACCUGGACAGCAGCAGUUUCCAGCAGAAAGCAGCUACCCACUCCCACCAAAAGCUCCUCAUUCUUAUGACACCAAAGUGAGUGCCAGUGACGCUGCCUUCUUCAACCUGGACUCGUACCCAGAGUUCAACUGGUGGGCCUCAUACCCACAUGAUGGCCUGAUUGACCAAUCACACCCUGGAUACCAGGAGUCUCCUCAGACAUACCACAGCCUUGUGCACCAGAACGGACAGUUCAGCCCAGCCAUGGAGGGCAGCCACAGCCCCUUUCUGACUGGGAAAGACUCAAACGCAUUACAAAGUGAGGCAGACCAGAGCUACUAUGACUCUGAGGGACAGAGGCAGUCUUCAUCCUUCUGGCCUGAAUACCCAUCUCCCACCUUCACAGCUGCUCUACAGCACCCACCAGCUCCCUCCUGCCCCUCAAACCCCAGCCCUCAGUCCUCAGAGCAGUACUGCCCUCGUGUGGCCAAGCGUAAAAACACAGCCCCCCAGAGACCAGAGGGGGCAAUGACGGGAAUGUCAGCUUAUCCAGGUUCUGGUCCAAUCCAGCUGUGGCAGUUUUUACUGGAGCUUCUUCUGGACUCUGCCUGUCGUACCUUCAUCUCCUGGACUGGUGACGGCUGGGAAUUUAAGAUGUCCGACCCCACAGAGGUGGCGAAGCGCUGGGGCCAGUGCAAGAACAAACCAAAGAUGAACUACGAGAAGUUGAGCCGGGGCUUGCGUUACUAUUACCACAAGAACAUCAUCCACAAGACAGCGGGUAAACGCUACGUCUACCGCUUUGUCUGUGAUGUGCAGGGCAUGCUGGGAAAGACGGCGCAGGAGGUCCUGACCAGUCUGAAUGUUUUGCCUACGAACACAGAGUCAUGGCAGUGCCCUGGGGUGCAGACAGCGGUGACGUCCGAGCACAGCAGUGAAACAUGGAUGUCGCAGUAGGGAAUGGGUGCAGAGAGAGAGAGAAAGAGAGAGAGAACAUUUUUUUACAGAGUACUACAGCCUACAAAGUGAACACUGCCUCUUCAAGCCUUGGC